GUGAGGAUUCCUGCCAGAAGAACUGGCAGUGAUGCACCUUGGGCUGUGUGAGGAGGAUGUGGUAGUGCAGGGGAGGGAGCCCAGAUCACCAGUAAGAGCCAGCCUGGCUCAGGAUGAUUUCCCAGCAGGCAGAAUAUCCCUUCCCCUCCUGCUCACCCCUUUCCUCCAUGUACUCCGACCAGCUGGCUGCCAGGACUGGAAUUUCCUGACUCCUGAGACCUCGCCUGUGCUGCAACACCCACUGGAGUCUCCUUCGCUUCCCCCCAGUUUUGUUUGUCUGUGGUUUUGCACGGGGGAAAAAACCCCCAAAAAACAAAAGCAAGCAGAGGUUUCCGGGAGCACAGGAAGAUAUUGGGCUGCUGUGAUCAGUUCAUUGUUCAGCCCAGGAGCUGCGGGUUCCAGGGGCAGCUGCGAGCAAAGCGACACAGCCCCAAAUCCAGGCAGGGUUUUCUGGCACUGCCCCAAAUCCAGGCAGGAUUUGCCAGCACAAUCCAAAACCCAGGCAGGAUUUGCCGGCACAGCCCAAAAUCCAGGCAGGGUUUGCCAGCACUGCCUCAAACCCAGGCAGGGUUUGAUGGCACAGCCUCAAACCCAGGCAGGGUUUGAUGGCACAGCCUCAAAUCCAGGCAGGGUUUGCUCACACUGCCUCAAACCCAGGCAGGGUUUGAUGGCACUGCCCAAAUCCAGGCAGGGUUUGCCAGCACAACCCAAAAUCCAGGCUGGGUUUGCCUGCACAGCCCCAAAUCCAGGCUGGGUUUGCCAGCACAGCCACAAAUCCAGGCUGGGUUUGCCAGCACAGCCCAAAACCCAGGCAGGGUUUGCUGGCAGAGCCCAAAAUCCAGGCUGGGUUUGCUGGCAGAGCCCAAAACCCAGGCAGGGUUUGCCUGCACAGCCCCAAAUGCAGGCAGGGUUUGCUAGCACUGCCCAAAACCCAGGCAGGAUUUGCCGGCACAGCCCAAAAUCCAGGCAGGGUUUGCCAGCACUGCCUCAAACCCAGGCAGGGUUUGAUGGCACUGCCCAAAUCCAGGCAGGGUUUGCUCACACUGCCUCAAACCCAGGCAGGGUUUGAUGGCACUGCCCAAAUCCAGGCAGGGUUUGAUGGCAC
Molecule: messenger RNA, 1105 nt
Organism: Passer montanus (Eurasian tree sparrow)
Lineage: Eukaryota; Metazoa; Chordata; Aves; Passeriformes; Passeridae
Exons: 2
Coding region: 32-1069 (345 amino acids)
Source: RefSeq, a predicted model, not a curated record